Messenger RNA from Linum trigynum, 1005 nucleotides. Lineage: Eukaryota; Viridiplantae; Streptophyta; Magnoliopsida; Malpighiales; Linaceae. The record is from the annotation of a GenBank genome assembly.
CUAAAUUACAAAUAAUUUUUUUGUUAAUUUUAAUAAUUAAAUAUCUCGAAUACCAUAUUCAACCAUCUAAUUUUGUAAAAUAAAUCAAUCACAAUAAUACUAUCACUUAUCACAAAGAACAAUCAUACAGCUAUCAAGAAACACACAACAGCUUGGCUUAUAAAUAGCAGAGAUCCUCUCCUCUGACAUGAAAUCAUCCUCAUUAGUCAUUACACACCCACACUACAGAUUAAAAACCUCCCACCAGCAGAUUUCUUCACCUUUUCACUGCUGCAUAAAAGGAUCCAGAUACCCCAAAAAAAAAAAUGAAGAACACAUCCAGAAUGCUGAUUGCCCUGUUCCUUGCUCUCUUCCUUAUUACACAAAAUGCAGGAGUGGAGGGGAGGGCGAGCGGAUCAGGAUAUCAUCCCAUGAGCCAGUGCAAGCAGGAUAGAGAUUGUGGCAACAUAUGCUCAGUUAUAUGCUCUCCCAACACUACAUGUAAAUGUGUCGAGAACUGGUGUAGUUGCAAUUUACCACCAUCCAGUGAUGAACACACACAAAACUAGUUGAAAAACGAAUGAACUGUACUUGAUGAUCUCUUUGGGAAAUGGAUGCAAUUUGUAUGAUGCAGAAACUAAAUGGAAUGUAAUGCAAAGACAAAAAAGCUAGUUCGAUCGAUACAGUUCUAAUAUAUCACGAGAGAUCAUAAGUAUUUGGAUCCGAGUUCGAGGAGAUACUGACACAGUGGAAGAGGUUGGGAAAACAUGACCAUGUGAUCCGAACCAGGAAUCACGACAUGUUCCUUCGGAGGGUUGUUCUCGAUCAGCCACCACUGGAAGGCGCCGUCUUUCUCUUUAUCGCACACGACAUACGCACGAGGAACUGUUCCAUACUUCUCCAUUGUCAAGACCGUGUCUUUCCUAGCUUCUUCGUUGUCCCAUGUUGGACAUGGCCUCACCAGCGUUAUUCCCAGCUCCAGAUCCUGCAUAUAUGCAAUUCGACCAACAAAACACCAUUCCUUCU